AAUAAAUUUACCGUUGCUUCAUUCGUUUUUACUCGAUUUGUGCAGAAUUGAACAGGGACGGUGCUAAUUGAUAGAGCGGUUGCUCGAGUGAGAUAGUGCCUGCGAGUAUGAGUUUGCUGCCUCAAGCGAUGGUCGCAUCGCAGCAGUAAAAAAGACAUCAAUCAGGCUGUCCGUGUUUUAAAAACGAAGCUCUGCGGUGUUACUUGUAAUCAGAAGAAAAAUAGUUUGACUAAUUUUUGGAGUAAGGUAAACCUGCAACCAAGUUGCGACCAUCACAGGGAGCUCCGAUCCUCUGUCCGUCUAGACGUGGAGCUGUGAAAAAGUGGGUGUUUUCUUGUGUUGCGUUCUUCAUUUUUGCUGCGCUUUGGUUGACUGGCGAGAAUCUUCUUCGAUAGUGACAGUCGAUUUUUUGUGCUUCCACCUUUUUUCCCUUGUUUGAAUGUACUUCCAAUAAUAUUUUCUAAGUUAACUCAAAAUUAUAUUUUGAGAAAAGAGGAAACCGUGUUCCGUGUAAAUCCGAACUCAAUACAUACACUCUGUGGAAGAAACCAAUUUUAUUACAGCCGUAGAAAUUCCUAGCUAGCAAGGAAUUGCAAACAUGUCGAAAACUUUCAUAAAUAUUUUCACGACUCAUAAGAGGAUUGAAACCUUAGCCGUAAACUGGAAUAUGAUGCAAAGUGUCUAACAGCGCAAAAGAGGUGUAUGAAGUGUCUUCUUUUCCCAGUUCACAUUUAUUUUGGAUACUGCAGCUGGAUGGAUGGUGUGUUUAUUGCCAGGAAUGAAAGAGUGAGUGCAAACCGAGAAUAAGGUGUCAAAAAGUGUAAUCCACCGAAGUGAAGAUAUUUUUGGAAUAAGCAUAUGUAUCGAGUGAAAUGUGGAUAGAAGAACUUUGAAGAAAAUUGUGAGACAAAUUAUAGAAUACGCACCACCGUGAGAAGGAGGAAAAGAAUCAAGUACAUACUAUCAGUCAGUUUUGAGAAGAAACCAACGCCACUGCCUUCGCACUUGAACCACCUGUCGUCCACCAAGCGGCGAAGGACGCGAAGCAUCGAUCGAAGAAACACCUUUUACCCGGGAGGCAGCUGACACGUACGGUAUAGGAUAAAGCGACAAACAGCAGCAAAAUGCCUGGUUUGAUCGGUGUAAGCGAGUUUCUGGAGGAAACUCGCGAGGACUACAACUCGCCAACAACGUCCACGUUCGUGUCACGUAUGGUCCAGUGCCGGCAGACUAUUGCUGCCCUCGAAGAGACUCUCGAUUUCGACCGCGAAGGUUUGACUAAACUCAAAAAAGCAGUCAAAGCAAUACACAAUUCAGGAAACACACACGUCGACAAUGAAAUGUGUCUGGUGCGUGCCCUGGAACGGCUUGGCUCGGUAGCGCUCUCGAAGGAGGAACCGGACAUUGGGGCUGCAUUCCUGAAAUUCUCCGUCGUCACCAAAGAGCUCAGCGCGCUCAUGAAAACGCUGAUGCAAAACAUCAACAAUAUCGUCAUGUUCCCGGUGGAUUCGUUGCUCAAGAGCGAAUUGCGCGGGAUGAAGGGCGAGAUGAAGAGGCCCUUCGACAAGGCUGCCAAAGAUUACGACUCCAAGUUUAUGAAAAUCGAAAAGGAGAAGAAGGCUCUGGCCAAAGAUGCCGGAAUGAUGCGAACCGAAGUCACGCCGGCCGAAAUUGCUGAGGAAAUCGAAAAAGAGCGGAGGGUCUUUCAGUUACAGAUGUGUGAGUAUCUGAUAAAAUUCAACGAGAUAAAAACGAAGAAAGGCAUCGAACUGCUGCAGCACCUUGUAGAAUACUACCACGCUCAAAACAACUACUUCAAGGACGGCCUCAAAACGAUAGCACACUUCGGUACGUACAUCGAAGAACUUAGUGUAAAGCUGCAAACCAUCCGGCACAAGCAAGACGAAGAACGGCGGAAGCUGUUGGAGCUGCGAACUUUGCUACGUUCUUCACCCGACUUCGACCGAGUGGAAAAUGUUCCUAGCGAUCGGGGUGCGGCCGGCUAUUCGCUGCACCAGCUGCAGGGUGAUAAAAACCACGGAAUAACUCGCUCGGGACAUCUGCUGAAGAAGAGCGAAGGCAAGGUUCGCAGGGUGUGGCAAAAACGUCGAUGUAGAGUCACAGCGGAUGGCUUUCUCGACAUUUGCCAUGCGGACGAAACGAAAACCCCCACCCGAGUGAAUCUGCUAACCAGCCAAAUCAAACCUGCCUCCGACGACAAAAAGGGUUUCGACCUGAUUAGCUACAAUCGACCGUACCAUUUUCAAGCAGAGGAUGAAGUCGACCAGAAAGCGUGGAUGUCGGUCCUUAUUAACUGUCGGGAGAAAGCCCUUGCCAAAGCAUUCCAGCACGCAAACCCCCAGAUGAGUCCUAGUCUGAUUGAGCUGCAGAAAACGGUGAUCAAAUACAUACAAAACCUACCGGGCAACGAUCAGUGCUGUGAUUGUGGCUCGAAGAACGAUGUUACCUGGAUCAGUUUAAAUUUCGGCAUUCUGGUUUGCAUUCAGUGCUCCGGAGUUCACCGGGAUUUGGGUGUGCAUCACUCCCGAAUCCAGAGUCUUACGCUGGACAAUUUGACAACGGCGCAGCUGCUGAUUGCGCGUGCCAUGGGAAAUAACAGUUUGAACGAAGUGAUGGAAGCGACCCUCGGGAAGGGUAAAUUGACGCACGAAAGUUCGAUGGAGGAACGAUACGAUUUUAUUCGAGCAAAGUACAUAGCGAAGCGAUAUGUGAUGCGGACCUGUGCCGAUGAUCAAGACCUUCGGAGCGAUCUGGAACAGGCGGUGAUUAAUGCGGAUCUCGGUCAGCUGCUGCAGGUUUGGGCGGAAGGAGCCGAUUUGUCUUGUGUACUGCCAUCAUCGGAAUUUGGCGAAACUGCACUUCACUUAUCCGUUUUGCGUGAGAUGGGAUCUACACUGCAUAUCGUGGACUUUUUAAUCCAAAACAUGACCGCACAGGGUCUCAAUAAGCAGACAAACCCACCCGGGCCGGCUGACAUGUCCGGAAAGAAUACGGCUCUGCACCUGUGUGCCCUGCACGAUCGACGGGAAUGCAUGAAACUGCUGCUACGCUCGGGCUGUGAUUUCGAUGUGAAAAACUCUCAAAACCGAACGGCGCUAGAUAUUGCCAAAGAAAUGGGUCACGAGGCCUGCAAGGAACUGAUUGAACAUGCCAUGAAGCGCGAAAAAAGCGCAUUCGAUCACAUCAACACCGACUGGAACAUUCACGAUGAUGGUUCAACUGAUUUCUCCGAUGACGAUACGGUGCUGAUGGACGAAAGAAAAUCCCGGUCGAGGCCGCCUAGCUUUGUUGGUGGCGAUUCUCCAGUAGCUCUGCGAUCUCGCUCCUCUACCUGCGACUCCAUUCAGAGUGGUUCCAGUCCCAGUUCCAGUUGCAAUCCUAACCUUGUGCCGGCCAGUGCACAACAAAUUCCCGGCGGUGGCCAGCAGCGACAGAUUCCGAUCCCAUCGUCCGGUACUAGUCCAAAGCAGUAUGCCGGCGCGUUUGCGUCACACUACGGUAACACAGGAGCCGGCUCAGCCACCGGCGGUUCUAGUCCUAACUCCAGUAGUUCUAGCAGUAUUGUGCGUCAAGCGUCGGCACAAAUUUCGGCCGCUGCCGCUGCAGCUGCCGUUAGUUCGCAGAGUAAAAAGUCCUCCUCUGUUAACAUUGGCUCGCUGAAAAAACGUACCGCUCCAGCUCCUCCGCCGACAGGUUACGGAACUUUACCGCAUGCUCCACGCCAUUCGCAGAAUAUUGACAAUGAAAUCUUUGGUGUUGCUUCGCACCACCUUCAUCAUCAUCAUCAGGAUGUGUACAGCACACUGCCACAUUUGCGAGGAUCGGAUAGUGGUGGAGGGACAGGCGGUGGAGGAGGAGCAGGUGGAGGUGGGAUAAGCUGUGGAACAGUCACCUGUCCCACUGGAGCAAAGUCAAACUCAUCUCAGCAACUGCACUUUGAUAACAAAAUUUACGAGCGCUUCGAAGGCUAUAUGCAAUCGGGCAGGGAUGCAAAUUUUCUUAGUUCAUUUACCGGUGGCCAUAAACGAUCUCCAAGCGGGGAAUCGCUGGGUCGAAACCUAGCUGGAGCAAAACUAGUCCUCCCACCGGCGGGAGAAAUUCCUCAGCUCAAACCAGUGGAUAAAAGUAUUCACCACCGACCGAAACUACCACCGCCACCGGGUCUUCCUAGCGCAGAGAAAGCUCUAUCUAAUGGUCAAUCGAACGAAAGUUUGUCGUCGUUAGACGAAGCCGUCGUGUUAAGGAAAAAGACGACCAAAGCGCUAAAUUCAUCCAACUACGGUGACUACGGCAGCGAGAUGGAUUAUUCCGGUCAGCUUGACCACUCGAUAGCAUCGUCGUCCGGUGGAGCACUAGACUCUGCCAACAGUAGCUUCAGUCGAAACGAUACAAGCGGAGCUUCCGCGUCGUCCGGUGCGCAUGGUGAAGGCUUGAAUAAAUCCAAAAGUCCUGGCACCUUCCGAGGUUAUACUGGCCCGCGACGGUGUCGCGCCCUGUACGACUGCAAUGCCGAUAACGACGACGAGCUGGAGUUCAAGGAGGGUGAAAUUCUGAUCGUGCUGAACGAGCGAACCGAUGACGACAACUGGAUGGAGGGGGAAAUCGAAGGCGACAGCACACGGCGCGGUAUGUUUCCGGUAAGCUUCGUGCAAAUGCUGGAAGAUUAGCCCGGAUCGGACCGGAUAGUUAGACGCAAAAAACGACAAAUCUAAUUUUGGAGCUGAGCUUCGACUAAUCGUUGUACAAGUGACAUUCUGUUACGCUUUUAUUAAGGAAUUUUUGGGAUAUUUUGACGGAGCAGAAAAUGCGAUUGCGAUGAAGGUAAUGAAGAGUGAUAAUUCUAAGUCUGCUGAUCUAAAUAUCAAAUCUAUAAGAAAGCCCUAAGUGAAGACAACCGCGCGUUCUAUUUAUUAUUCAUUUAGUUGUAUAUUUGUCUUCUACUUUGAUUGUUCUCAUUUAGUAGAACGGAUUUAAAUGGGAUACUGGAAAUCCCUUUAUCGAUUGAACUGCUCAACAAGGAAAUUUUUCCUGGAAAAUGUGCAAAUGAUUACCAUUCACAUCUCUUUUAUAUCUCAUCAACUAUGCCACAAUUUUAUCUAAUGUCCCCACUUUUGUCACCUGUAUUCAACACGAGCGCAUUUUACGCAAAUUACAAAAAUGUUAAACCUAAGAUCAAAGCAUUUAUUCACAGGUACGUUGUUUAGCUUUUCGGCAAAAGUGUAUUAGACAAAAACAAAUUCAAAGCAUAUAACAGAUAUUGUUUGCAAACAACUAUUAUCGAUAAAAAAUAUAUUAAAAAAACUUGGAGAAAAAAAAAACAAACAAAACAUUAAAUGACCGCUCUGUAGGACAACUGCGAGUUGCUAAAUGAGUUGACUUCAGUAAAAGUUCUCGUUGUGGGUAGCGGAGUAAUAGAUUUAUAAACUUCAUGUGCCAGUAAAGAAGAAAACAAAUUUCUUAAGUUAUGAGCUAAAAUUCUAGUAAUAGUACCUAUCGGAACAGUACGAAUGAAACAUAAUACAUUACAAGAAUGCAAAGCAGAAAUAUCCAAUCGUAGAAAUCGUUACUCAGUGUGUAAUAGAAUUGACGUCUCCUGAAAAUACAAUCAUAACACGUAGAACCUGUCCUCCUCAAUCGAGUCACAUAUUCCUCAGUAGAUCCUACCAAUCUCCGUUAUACAGAAAUACAAUAUUACAAAUAAUAAUAAAAAAAACUACGAAAACAACUGGAUAGUUCGCUAUUACCGAUUACCUACCAAAUAAGUAUUACUGUUGAAACUAAAAUGAAAAAAGUAUGCGACAAAAAAGGAAAAGAUUAAUUACAACUGUUAGAAGUGAAUGAAUUAAAGAAAUAAAUAAUAAAAUAAACAACCGCGUUAAAACAGAAUAAAAACAGCAAAAUACUCGAAAAAAGAAAAUUACCCGAACCAACAGAUCAGAGAUAAAAAUCAAACUACUAUUACUACAAAGAAGAAAAAAAUAAAACUUGCAAAACUACUAUUAUACUAGGUGUGAGUGAAUGUUGUUACUUGAAAGACACAAACAAACAAACCGGAACCGUGUAGUAGUCAUGUAAAAUUUUGUUGCAAAGGAACGCCAAAACAAAGCGUGAAGAAAAUGCAAAACAAAGAAGAAAAAGAAAACAAUUGCAGUGCAAUGGCAACGGAAAAGCAUCAUCGGAACGAACGGAAGCGCACGAAAUAAAUA
Messenger RNA from Sabethes cyaneus, 6227 nucleotides. It is a transcript of the gene Asap, whose product is annotated as arfGAP with SH3 domain, ANK repeat and PH domain-containing protein. Gene Ontology annotation, biological process: positive regulation of GTPase activity. The record is from RefSeq and is a predicted model, not a curated record. NCBI's taxonomy places the organism in Eukaryota, Metazoa, Arthropoda, Insecta, Diptera, Culicidae. Gene Ontology annotation, molecular function: GTPase activator activity; protein binding. Gene Ontology annotation, cellular component: cytoplasm. The transcript has 16 exons. The coding region runs from base 1125 to 4688 and encodes 1187 amino acids.